GGAGGGCUCUGCCUCCACUCCCGCUAGAGCCGUUGCCAACCCGGACCUCGAGACCUUGUGGUCAGCAUGGCGCGCCCCGCUCCCCUCCUGGCACUGGCUCUGCUGCUGGGCACCUUGCUGUGCGUUGCGUCCAGGCCCCGGGGCCGCAUCCUGGGGGGCUCCAGUGCCGGGCCCCACCAGAGGCCCUACAUGGCCUCGCUGCAGGUGGACGGGCACCACGUGUGCGGCGGGUUCCUCAUCGCCGAGCAGUGGGUGCUGAGCGCCGCACACUGCAUGGAGGACAUGAAGGGCAAGACCUUCCAGGUGCUCCUGGGAGCCCACUCGCUCUCGCAGCCGGAGCCGCACAAGCGCUUGUACACGGUGCGCACCACGGUGCGCCACCCUGGCAGCAACACCGAGACCAACGAUGACGACCUCCUGCUCCUCCAGCUGGAGGAGAAGGCGACCCUCAACGAGCACGUGAAGAUCCUGCCCUUCCAGCGGCAGGACGUGGAUGUCCCGCCCGGGACCAUGUGCGAGGCGGCUGGCUGGGGCUUCACCAGCCACAGCGGGCGCAAGCCGGACGUGCUGCAGCAGGUGGAGCGGCCAGUGAAAAGCCGAGAGGAGUGCAACAAGCGGCCCUACCACGACAACACCAUCACGGACAAGAUGCUGUGCACCGACUCCCGAAAGAAGGACACCUGCAAGGGGGAUUCUGGCGGACCACUCAUCUGUAAUGGGGUGGCCGAGGGGGUGGUGACCGCCGGCGCCCGGGUCUGCGGGAACUUCAAGAAGCCCGGCAUCUACACCCGCAUCGCUGCCUACGUCGACUGGAUCGACAGCGUCAUGGCUGCAGCAGGGGAGGGACCAGCCUCGCCAAGCCCCUAGCACCUGGGGCACACGGUGGCUCGGUGCAUGGACCCCCCCCGCCAGGCUUGCCCUCGGUAGCUUUGCUUGCCUAGCGCCCACCUUGCUUCCGCCAGCUCCGGACAGGGAGAGGGGCCUGCAAUCAGCCGGACCAAUAAAACUACCACGUGCAGAAACCAA
Messenger RNA from Gavialis gangeticus (Gharial), 1026 nucleotides. Its product is annotated as complement factor D-like. The transcript has 5 exons. The coding region runs from base 67 to 867 and encodes 266 amino acids. Gene Ontology annotation, molecular function: serine-type endopeptidase activity. The record is from RefSeq and is a predicted model, not a curated record. Gene Ontology annotation, biological process: proteolysis. NCBI's taxonomy places the organism in Eukaryota, Metazoa, Chordata, Crocodylia, Gavialidae.